AUGCCACAAACCAUAACAGCUGCCCAGCACAUGCGGAAGGGGCGCCAGAGGGUGCCUACUUCCAUCAACAUCCGCCCUGGCCGCUGCGCUAGCCACCCGAACCGCAACUAUGAGGCCUACCUCAGCGGCUCGACGGUCCGGACUGUUCCCUCCGAAGUUCCCAGUGUGAUUUCUUCUUCGGGGGCCUGGGAUAACGGGAUAGCCGCUGACAUCAGCAGCGACCCUCCGAGCCAGCAGCCGAAGAAGUUGGCUUUCGCUGCUGAUGUCGUAUACCCGAAAGGGUGGGCUUUUGGGUCUGUUGUGAUGGCCCUGGCGUUGAGUGUGUUUUUGGUCUCGCUCGACAUGACCAUCGUAGCCACUGCGAUCCCCAAGAUCUCUGAUGAUUUUGGGGGAAUCUCUGACAUCGUGUGGUAUGGCUCUGCCUUCUUCGCGACUGUCGGAGCUUUCCAGUCUACUUGGGGGAAGAUCUACAAGUACUUCUCCCUGAAGCUCAGCUUUCUGGUAGCGAUCACGCUGUUCGAGCUGGGCAGCUUGAUCUGCGGACUGGCGCCUCAUUCGACGGCUCUCAUCACGGGCCGGGCGAUCGCUGGCAUCGGUGCCGCGGGCAUUGGCUCCGGCGCCUACGUCAUGAUUGCUCACAGCGUCGAGCCCCAGAAGCGGCCAGUCUUCACUGGCCUGCUGGGUACGGCCUACGGGCUGGCUGCGGUCGUUGGGCCCCUGAUCGGCGGCGCGUUGGCGGAUCGCGUCAGCUGGCGAUGGUGUUUUUACCUUAACCUGCCCAUUGGCCUGCUGGCGACACUCAUCAUCAUGGCUCUGUACAAGACUCCAGCCUACGCAGAGCCGAUGAAGUCCUCUCUGAAGGAGAAGAUCCUUCAGAUGGACCUGGUAGGAACAAGCCUGGUCAUGGGCGGUAUUAUUGCCUGCGUCCUUGCCCUCCAGUACGGAGGGCAGGCCAUGUCUUGGACCUCCAAGACCGUCAUCGGGCUUCUCGUCGGCUUCACCGCAAUCUGCGCUGUGUUUGGCGUCUGGGAGUAUUUUAACGGCUCCCGAUCCAUGAUUGACGCCCGCCUGAUGCGCCUCCGAGAUGUCUGGAACGGCUCGGUGUUCAGCGCGCUGUUUGCCGGCUCGUACUUCAUUGUGGUCUACUAUCUGCCUAUCUAUUUCCAGAGUGUAGACGGCUCGAGCCCGACAGAGUCCGGAGUCCGCAACCUACCACUGAUCCUGUCUGUCACGGUGUCUACCAUUACUUCUGGGUGGCUCGUGUCCAAGACAGGAAUUGCAGCGCCCAUCAUGCUUGCCAGCGCGGCGUUUGCGACAGCCUCGGCCGGCAUGCUCUACACGCUGAGCAUCGGCACGAGCACGAUCAAGUGGGCAGGCUACCAGAUCCUCGGUGGCACGGCUUGGGGCACUGGCUUCCAGUUGCCGUUGAUCAUGGCCCAGGGGCGCGCCGGGCCAGAAGACAUUUCCUCGGUAACCUCAAUAAUUCUCUUCUUCCAGACCGUCGGCGGCGCGUUUUGGCUUUCGGCAGCCCAAUCUGCCUUCGUCAACGCACUUGUGGCCCGUCUGGCUGUCUAUGCCCCCGAUGUUGACCCACUCGUUGUUCUCAGCACGGGAGCAACCCAGAUCCGCCAUACUUUCCCCGCCGAGCAGGUGCCAGGUAUCCUGGCUUCCUACAUGGCGGGUAUCAAGACAGCCUUCGCCAUAGCCAUCGGCGCUGUUGGCUUAUCCUUUGCUAUCGGCCUGUUUUGCAAUUACAAACGGCUUGAGACCGAUCAAACAAAAACGGUCGGGAUGGUCCGAGGCGAUGAAAACCAAGCGUGA
Molecule: messenger RNA, 1821 nt
Organism: Thermochaetoides thermophila DSM 1495
Lineage: Eukaryota; Fungi; Ascomycota; Sordariomycetes; Sordariales; Chaetomiaceae
Exons: 4
Coding region: 1-1821 (606 amino acids)
Biological process (GO): transmembrane transport
Molecular function (GO): transmembrane transporter activity
Source: RefSeq, a predicted model, not a curated record